AUACAUAUUUAUUGCCGCUGGUAUUCACUAUGCACUAUAUUUUAAGAAUAAAGAUAUAUAUUAUACUCCUCUGCCACUAUACCACACAGCUGGCGGUGUUAUGAGUAUGGGACAAGCGUUGCUGUUUGGCUCAACCGUCGCCAUCCGAAAGAAGUUCUCAGCAUCUGGUUACUUUGCUGACUGCGUUCGAUUUAAUUGCACGAUUGCGCAAUACAUUGGGGAAAUGGCACGUUACAUACUGGCUACACCUCCAUGUGAGCACGAUCGCAAGCAUAAAAUUCGUAUGGUCUUUGGCAACGGCUUGCGGCCGCAAAUUUGGCCUCGUUUUGUCGAACGAUUUAAUAUUCCCAAGGUCGGCGAGUUCUACGGUGCCACAGAGGGUAAUGCCAAUAUUAUGAACAAUGACAAUACUGUCGGUGCCAUUGGUUUUAUUUCCCGUAUUAUACCACAAAUUUAUCCCAUCUCUAUAAUAAAAGCUGACCCGGAUACUGGUGAGCCCAUACGUGGCGAAGAUGGACUGUGUCAACGUUGUGAAGCCGGCGAAUGUGGAGUAUUUAUUGGCAAAAUCAUCAAAGGCAAUCCUUCUCGGGAAUUUCUCGGAUAUGCCGAUGAGAGGGCUUCAACAAAGAAAAUUGCGCAUGACGUAUUCAAAAAGGGGGAUAUGGCAUUCCUCUCGGGCGAUUUGUUGACGUCCGAUGAACGAGGUUACCUUUUCUUUAUGGAUCGCACGGGCGACACAUUUCGUUGGAAGGGAGAGAACGUAUCCACUAGUGAGGUGGAGGCACAAGUGAGUAAUGUUGCCAGCUAUAAAGAUACAAUUGUUUAUGGUGUUGCGAUACCAAACACGGAAGGACGUGCCGGAAUGGCAGCCAUAUACGAUCCAGAGCGGGAAGUAGACCUUGCACGUUUCACACAGGAUAUAGCAAAAGUAC
Molecule: messenger RNA, 932 nt
Organism: Rhagoletis zephyria (snowberry fruit fly)
Lineage: Eukaryota; Metazoa; Arthropoda; Insecta; Diptera; Tephritidae
Product: long-chain fatty acid transport protein 4-like
Biological process (GO): long-chain fatty acid import into cell; long-chain fatty acid metabolic process
Cellular component (GO): endoplasmic reticulum membrane; plasma membrane
Molecular function (GO): long-chain fatty acid transmembrane transporter activity; long-chain fatty acid-CoA ligase activity
Source: RefSeq, a predicted model, not a curated record